AUGAAGCUUAUCGAAAUCUACAGGGCUGUCAGUGCUUUCAUUUUGAAUAUAACAUACGGCUAUAACAUCGAGCCUCAUGGCGAAGACCCGUUAGUACGUCUGGCUGAUCACGCACUGAAGCAGUUUUCGGUUGCGGUUUUCCCAGGCGCAUGGCUAGUUGAUUUGAUCCCGGCAUGUUUCAUGCUCAUCUUCGUCCAGUGA
Messenger RNA from Penicillium canescens, 201 nucleotides. RefSeq lists its product as uncharacterized. NCBI's taxonomy places the organism in Eukaryota, Fungi, Ascomycota, Eurotiomycetes, Eurotiales, Aspergillaceae. The transcript has 2 exons. The record is from RefSeq and is a predicted model, not a curated record. The coding region runs from base 1 to 201 and encodes 66 amino acids.